Messenger RNA from Jatropha curcas, 1240 nucleotides. RefSeq names its product replicon protein A2 (gene RPA2). Lineage: Eukaryota; Viridiplantae; Streptophyta; Magnoliopsida; Malpighiales; Euphorbiaceae. Gene Ontology annotation, cellular component: chromosome, telomeric region; DNA replication factor A complex; nucleus. The record is from RefSeq and is a predicted model, not a curated record. Gene Ontology annotation, molecular function: single-stranded DNA binding. Gene Ontology annotation, biological process: DNA replication; double-strand break repair via homologous recombination; nucleotide-excision repair.
UUGAACGGUAUAAAUCCGAUAAAGUAAAAAUAGGCAGAAUCGCUGCUCCCGUGGAGUAAAAGCGGGAAAAACUAAAGUGAAAAUGGCGGGAAACGUAACUCAAUAUUCCUCAUAACUCAGGGUUUAGAGAUGUUUUCCAGCAGCCAAUUCGAUGCCACGUCCGCCUUCUCAGGCGGCGGAUUUAUGCCCUCACAGUCAACUCAGCUCACCGAUUCGUCUCCGUCUCCUGCGAAAGGUCGCGAUUCUCAGGGUCUGGUGCCAUUGACAGUGAAGCAGAUAAGUCAAGCUUCUCAUAGUGGUGAUGAGAAGUCAAAUUUCGUCGUAGAUGGCGUGGAUGUUACUAAUGUUACAGUGGUUGGAAUGGUGUUUGAUAAAGCUGUCAAGGUUACCGAUGUUAGUUUCAUUGUGGAUGACGGAACUGGCCGAAUUGGAUGUAGAAGAUGGGUGAAUGAGAACUUGGACACGACAGAAAUGGAGACAAUACAAGAUGGAAUGUAUGUUCGUGUUAAUGGACACUUAAAAAGUUUCCAAGGUGUGAAGCAGUUAGUUGCAUUCUCUGUCAGGCCUGUAACAAACUUUGAUGAGGUCACUUUCCACUUCAUUGAUUGCAUACACACCCAUUUGCAGAAUUCCAAAUUGCAGCUGCAGAUCGGUGCCUCAAUUCAGCCUCAAAUGUUAGAAUCAUCUACUAACACUCCUGUGCGAAAUGGAUCAAAUGAAUAUCAGGCAGCCACAACUAUUCAACUCUCAAAGCAAUAUAGUGUUGAUGGACUAAAGGACACUGAUCAGUUGAUCCUUGACUAUCUGCAGCAAUCUUCAAGCAUGGGACAGGAAAAGGGAGUACACAUGGAUGAACUUUGUCAGCAACUAAAACUUCCUAUGGAGAAGAUCAAGGGUUCUAUUCGGUCACUUGAGGAUGAAGGUCUGAUAUACUCCACAAUUGAUGAAUUUCACUACAAAGCAACCUGAUGAAAUUGAUGAUCGUCUAGAAACAUUGCCUUGGCUGUGAGUGGUUCUAGUAACAUAUCAUUAAAUCUGAUACCGAUUGUGUUAGAGCCUUGGCAAACCAUUGUAGAUAACUGGAUAUUUACUGAGAUCCUUGAGUUGUAGACAGAUCAGAGUAAGAACUUAUUUAUAGUUUUUAUUGAUCAUGUAAUCGACUCUCACAACUUCUGCAACAUUUUUGGUGUUUGUUAUUGAUUCAGUUAACUCGUGGAAAUGGUCCAUUUUUAUUGUGGCU